Messenger RNA from Procambarus clarkii (red swamp crayfish), 1314 nucleotides. The record is from RefSeq and is a predicted model, not a curated record. Lineage: Eukaryota; Metazoa; Arthropoda; Malacostraca; Decapoda; Cambaridae.
UGACGCAGGAGAACACACCACUUAAAACGCGGCCGCACCUCCCUCUAGAGUUCACAAGGCGAGCGUUCGGGUGCUCACUCUCCAGGCUCUCAGUACUCACCAGGGUGGAACAAGCUCAUCCCCCUCCAGGAACUACUCCCCCCCCCCAACCACCAGGAGGACGAUGUACAAGUGCGUGCUGUUGGCGCUAGCGUGGCUGGCCGGGGCAUGGGCAGCGUGCCCCUCCAGCGGGGACAUCACCCCGUGUACCUGCAGGGAGGAGACGGCCGGCCGGAUUAUGGAGUGCAGUUCCAUCUCCAGCUCUUCCCAGCUCGUCAAUGUCUUCUCGCACGACCUGGCAGACCCGACCUUCCAGUACUUCCAGAUCGUCAAGCUGAGCGGACGCUGCACACUGGAGAAGGUGCCGGCCAACGUCUUCGGCAGCAGCACCUUCAUGUUCGUGUGGUUCGGACAGACAGACGUCGUCACAGUUGACUCUGCAGCCUUUGAAGGUAACGAAAUCACUAUGCUGGAACUGACCUUUGCUGAUGCCAAUAAGAUGACCACCUACCCGUUCGAAUCCUUGGGAGACCUUCAGUCUCUCUACAAGUUCUUCGUCUCCAACAGCCUCAUCGACACCAUCACUCACUUCGGCCCAGCCCCCAACCUUACCCAGGUAAGCGUGACGGGCAGCAAGGUGAGCACCAUCACCCCGGGCGCCUUCGCAGACCUGGGCCGUCUCUCCCGUCUCGACCUCCACGACAACCCCCUCACCAGUCUCCAGGACGGCUGGUUCACCUCAUCGUCCUCAGAGCCGUGGGUGCUGUACCUGGAUGACUGCAGCAUCAGCGACAUCAGCCCGGGAGCCUUCUCUGGCAGCCUCCCCGCCGGCAUCUACCUGGCCGGCAACUCUCUCACCGCCAUACCUGAGGCCACCUUCCUCCCGCUGCUGGAGAACAUGGAGGCGGCAGCAGCGGCCGGCCAACUCACUCACUACAUCGACUUCGACGGCAACCGCCUCGUGUGUGACUGUGGCGUGGAGUGGCUGGCCACCUCGACCACUCUGCUGCCCUUCGUUAGGAACGCCGUCUGCUCCAACGGCGACGUGUCUGGCACCGACAUCGCUGACCUCCCAGCAGACUUCUUCGCCUCCUGCUAGGCCUCUCGCUAGGCCUCCUGCUAGGCCUCCUGCUAGGCCUCCUGCCAGGGCCACAUACCGCGCACACCUCUUUCCUGAGGACUUCGAAUCACUUCAACAGGCCGAGUUGAUCCACCUGCAGCAUUGUAUUCAUGAAUCAUCCUGCUGUCUUCUAAACAAUAAAUCAUUAAGCAACA